Daucus carota subsp. sativus is the source of this 1181-nucleotide messenger RNA. Its product is annotated as tryptophan synthase alpha chain. Gene Ontology annotation, molecular function: tryptophan synthase activity. NCBI's taxonomy places the organism in Eukaryota, Viridiplantae, Streptophyta, Magnoliopsida, Apiales, Apiaceae. The record is from RefSeq and is a predicted model, not a curated record. Bases 87 to 1076 code for a protein of 329 amino acids. Gene Ontology annotation, biological process: L-tryptophan biosynthetic process. The transcript has 9 exons. Gene Ontology annotation, cellular component: chloroplast; cytosol.
AGGAUUAUAAGUUCAAUUCUCACAGUUGAAUUCCAAGUGAAUUGAAAGAGACAAGAGUUGGUAAAAGACCAAAACAGAGGGAUAAAAUGGCCUUUGCUCUGAAAGCAAAUACAAGUCCAUUUCUCAGCCUAAACCACAAUCAAUCCAAUUUGUUUCGUCACAAUCAAUCCAGCUUGUUUUGCCCCAAUUAUACUUACAACCAUUCUCAUUCUGUUGUAUCUAUCAUCUCCAAAUCUUACAAGCCUCCCAUGGCCGCUCUUAGCACUUCAGUCGGAAGCAGCACUGUUGGACUCUCCGAAACUUUCGCCAGAUUAAAGCAACAAGGAAAAGUAGCACUAAUCCCAUUCAUCACUGCUGGCGAUCCAGACCUAGCAACCACAGCAGAGGUACUUAAGGUGUUGGAUUCCUGUGGGUGUGACAUUAUAGAAUUGGGUGUGCCCUAUUCUGACCCGUUGGCAGAUGGUCCAGUUAUCCAGGCGGCUGCCACACGGUCACUUGCAAAAGGUACCAACUUUGAUGCAAUCAUCUCAAUGUUGAGAGAGGUAGUGCCUCAACUAUCUUGUCCAAUCGCACUAUUUACAUAUUAUAACCCUAUACUGAAACGGGGUGUUGAGAAGUUCAUGACUACUGUGAAAGAUGCCGGAGUACAUGGGCUUGUGGUUCCAGAUGUCCCACUGGAAGAAACUGAGAUCUUGAGAUCUGAAGCUCUGAAACAUCAUAUUGAAUUGGUACUCCUCACAACACCAACAACCCCUAAAGAUAGAAUGGAAAAGAUUGUGGAAGUUUCAGAAGGAUUUGUAUAUCUGGUGAGCUCAAUUGGAGUCACUGGUGCUCGGGGAUCUGUAAGUGCAAAGGUUCAGAGUCUGCUACAGGAAAUUAAAGAGGCAACAAAUAAGCCGGUGGCAGUUGGUUUUGGCAUAUCAAAACCAGAGCAUGUGAAGCAGGUAGCAGGGUGGGGAGCGGAUGGUGUUAUUGUUGGCAGCGCAAUAGUAAAAUUGCUGGCGGAGGCAGAACCUUCUGAAGUACUAAAAGAGUUGGAAGUCUUUACCAAGUCCCUGAAAUCUGCAUUGAUUUGAUAAGCUGUAGAAUCUGGAUGAACUCUCAUAAAAUUUGUAAAACUAUUUUACAUCUGAAAUCCGAUCAAAUAAAGAUUGCAAGCUGAAAUUUUGGAUGUUGAUUAA